Messenger RNA from Cylicocyclus nassatus, 3256 nucleotides. Lineage: Eukaryota; Metazoa; Nematoda; Chromadorea; Rhabditida; Strongylidae. The record is from the annotation of a GenBank genome assembly.
AUGACUCGUAUCCGCUCAUGUGUCUACAUUCCGAAGUCUAUGCCAUGUGCUGCGACUGUGCGCCUGUGCCCCACAUUACUUCCUUUGCGUGCUGUGUUACAGUGUGAACUGUGGAGCAGACGACAUUUGCUAAUGGUGGCAUACGCAUCAGCCGUUUUGAGCAAGAGAUCUUCCUUCGUCAUCGGCGAGAACAGUGUCGUGGACGCUGUCCUAGCUUUGGAUCCCAGCACUUACUUCUGCACCAUCAAUGGACAAAUUAUCAAUAACUUCGAUCAAGUAUGUCGGGAGCUUCCCAGCGAUACGCCGUUCCAGCUCCACUUUCGUUUACUAGGAGGAAAAGGAGGCUUCGGAUCACUUUUGCGCUCGUUUCGUGUAAAUAAAAGUACCAAUCAGCUGAUGUGUCGAGACCUCAAUGGUCGUCGUCUGGCUUCCAUCGAUGAAGAGCAGAAGUUGAAGAAAUGGAUAGAAAGAGCUGCAGAGCGUGAAAAAGAGAAAAUAGCUAAGAGGAAUGCAAAGUACGAAAAACUCAAGUCUGGUCCGCCUAAACACAUGUUCAAUGAUCCCGAUUAUAUUCGUCAAAAAGAAACCAUCAUAGAAAAAACGGAGGAAGCUUUUGAACAAGGUUUCGUUGAGUUUCUGAAAGAAGAACAGGAGAAAAAGAAUAAACCCGUUGUUGAGUCUUCUUCGGAUUCGGAUUUCGAUAUUGACGAUUUGCCUGGUGGCUUGAAGAGCGGUAGGAAAAGGAAGGCAGCGAAACCAGCACCUGUAAUCUCGGAAAAACUUGCAAAGUUAGAAGAAGAUGAUGAUUCCGAUUCCGAUUCUGAAGAAAAUGACGUUGAUCCUGAAUUGUUGAAUGAAAUUAGAGAAUACUUUUCUGCCCGAGAUUCCAAGCUUGGCUCCGCAGAUGCUAAUCAGCCUUGCAGCUCCAAGAGAUAUUCGGGUGAUAUACAGAUAAGUGAAACUAAUGGUGAGGUUCCACCGAAAGAAGUAGAAACUCCCGCAGGCGACUCUGCAAAAGUGGACUCAAAAGGGAGUCCUCCUUCAGGAACUCCACCUGCGCCUCAACAUAGUGGGUCAGCUGAAAUUUCAACGAGUAAGCAAUCGGAAGAGGAGAAUGCAACUGAUAGGAACGAAACAACUGCAGAAAAGCCCGAGGAUGCAGAUCUCAAGGUUUUGAACAAGGAAGAGCAGGAGGAAGAGUUUGCCGAAAUUGAUCUCACGAAGUACGCAAGUGCAUCAGAGUUGGAAGCAUUGGGCUUGCAGCAUCUCAAACAUGCCCUUAGAGCUCGUGGAAUGAAGUGUGGAGGCACUUUGACUGAGAGAGCCGUUCGGCUUUUUUCCGCGAAGGAUAUGGUCACGGUUAAGAGGUUGAACAAAAAGAAGAAUUUGUCUAAUAAGAAGAAGAUUCACACUAUCACCACAGCUCCAGUCAGUAAAACUAAAAAGGAGGAGAGCGAUGAAAAAAAAUUAGAAGGCGAAGGAUCGACCAGCGUACCAAUCGAGGAUGUUGCAAAGAAGAUACAGGAAACAAAAGAUCAGGGCCGUGUUGCUCUCACAGCACUGAGGAAACAUCUCGCUAACCAUAGCGGGAAGUCCUUAUUUCCGGAUAUCGAUCAUGCUGUCGGAAUAUUGAUAGUGUAUAAAGUUCCUCCUCUAACAACGAACAAGGCUCGACUGAGAAUCGAGUUAUCUCAUUCUCCUCGAACAACUUCGAAUACAUCAAUCUGUUUGAUCAUGCCGGAUUUGGAUCAAUCUGCAACUGCAAGGAAAGAUCCCGAUGUGGAAAAGCAGGCGCGGCAGUGGGCAGAGAAGAUUGAGAAGGAUCACGGGCUUUUGAGCCAGCACUACUCUAAGAUCAUGACGAAAAGGCAGUUGGAGAGAGAAUGUCACUCCUACACGCAGCGACGUGCUCUUGCUACGUCUUACGAUCUUUUCUUGGUGGAUGUGCGAGUAGCCAAGGCAGUGCGGACAUUUUUAGGGAAGGAUUUUUACAAGGUCCACAAAGAGCCGAUUGAUUUUGAUUAUUCGAAGCCACUGGUUACGUCAAUAGAGAAGGCUGUUAAGACUGUUUUGCUGAGAUUACCUCGAUAUGCUACCAGAGCUCAUGUAUCGUUUGGCCAUCUUGGGCAAGAUUCGGCGGAUCUUGCUGGUAAUCUUGAUGAGGUUAUUGACGCCGUCGUGAGUAAUUGUCCUGGAGGUUUGUCCAAUAUACGAUCGUUACAUAUGCAACCUGUUGGUGGAACACCCUCUUUACCCAUCUACGUUGACAACGGCAGGUCAUCUGACGUGAAACUUGAACGACCAAGAAAACGCAGAAGAGCUACUGAGCAGGUGUCCGACGAGUGUUCCACGCUUCCCGAUGGACUCAGGUUGGCGAUUCGAAGAAAUGGUAAAGUUCGUGUUAUCAAGGAGGAUAGUAAUGUAGCUGUUCAUUACCCAACUAUUCAUGACGAGUGGGAGGAAAGAGAUGGAUUGAAACCCACAAUCGAUCCCGGCAAGCUGAAACGAAAACAUGCAAUCAAAAAGAAGCGAAUGCAAAAGCGUAUGGCACAGAAAAAGAUCAAGUCAGGCGAAAGAGUUGCCUUACAACAAGAAGCUGAAACAAAGAUGGAAUAGAUGAUCAUAGUUUCAACUUGUAUAUUUACCUUCAUUUUUCUUGUUAUCGUUGGCUUUUGUUGAAAAUUAGACAUUGUUUGUUUUGUUGUCAAUUGUCUUAUUACUGUUACCCCACUCUUGCUUGUUGAUCAUUUAUUUUGAAUGAAUUAUCACCUGUUGGAUCUGUCGUAAUUACAGGGGAUUCACCCUUUUCAUGCACUUGUCAAAGCUAGCCCAUUAUCUCCUUUUCUGUGUCCAGUUUUUGCAGGAUGUCUAUGCCUUGGUAUUACCUCGAAAAACCAACACGAGUAAUUUUGUUAAGGUGUUACUAUGCAGUGUGCGCUUUCACUUACCCUGCUUUCGUUGCUCUGAAUUGGAAAAGUUACGUACCUUCGAGGGCUGAGGUGCUGGCAGGAAAAUCACUCAGGGAGGAAAUCCUCAAUCCACUGAAUAUAAAAAAAUGAGUGGUCUGUUCAAAGCAGAUAGAGUUGUACAGUACUGUCUGUUUUAAGUGUUUGUUGCGUUUUAAUCGUCACUUUGACAAUUUGACCAUUUCUGACAAACAUUUUCAUUUUGCAAUAGUUUGCUAUAGGGGUUAUAACAUGAUGAGUUGAAGUGGUCUGAUGAAAAACCACUGUACUGGAAUAAAUCUCCUUUAUGA